AAGAAGGCGGAAGCCGCUCUCUUCUUUGAUCAUCAGCUGAUCAACAGCGGCUGCCGCUCUCCAGGCGGUCAGGAGUCGGAACAAGCAGAGAUUCCCGGUCCGGAGGCUCCUUCAGCAGGGGGCGGAGCUCCGGGGAGCGGAGCGGCUGUCAACUGGCAGCGGGGCGGCAGAAGCGGCGCUGAGCGGAGGCUCCGGCGGCGGACUGGACGCGCGACUUUCCGGGGGGAGCGAGUGAGGCAGCGGGGGUUCCCGCCGCGGAGCGCCGACAUGGAGCUGGAGAACAUCGUGGCGAACACCGUGCUGCUGAAAGCCCGCGAAGGAGGCGGCGGGAACAGAAAAGGAAAAAGCAAGAAAUGGAAGCAGAUGCUUCAGUUCCCACAUAUCAGCUUGUGUGAGGAGCUGCGACAGACCAUAGAGAAAGACUACAGCAGCCUCUGCGAGCGCCAGCCAAUCGGACGGCUGCUCUUCCGGCAGUUCUGUGAGACCCGGCCCGAGCUGAGGCGCUGCGUCAAGUUUCUAGACGCCGUGGCCGACUUCGAGGUGACCCCUGAUGAAAAGAGGAAGGAAUGCGGUCAGGAGCUCAUGGACAGAUACUUCAACCCAAAGUCGGAGGAUCACGUGUCCGAGGUGGAGGAGGCCAUGGCGGCGCGGUGUGCAGAGCGGCUGCAGCACGACGCCUGCAAGGAGCUCUUCAAGGACCCCACCAGGCUGAUCCACGACUUCCUGAGCGUGGCGCCGUUCGCAGACUACCUGGACAGCAUGUUCUACAACCGCUUCCUGCAGUGGAAGUGGCUGGAGAGGCAGCCGGUGACGAAGAGAACGUUCAGACAGUACCGAGUCUUAGGAAAAGGAGGCUUUGGAGAGGUGUGCGCCUGUCAGGUACGAGCCACCGGAAAAAUGUACGCCUGCAAGAAGCUGGAGAAGAAGAGGAUCAAGAAGAGGAAGGGAGAGGCCAUGGCGCUCAACGAGAAGCAGAUCCUGGAGAAAGUCAACAGCAGAUUUGUCGUGAGUCUGGCGUACGCCUACGAGACGAAGGACGCGCUGUGCCUGGUGCUGACCCUGAUGAACGGCGGCGACCUGAAGUUCCACAUCUACCACAUGGGGGAGGCGGGGUUUGACGAGACGAGGGCCGUCUUUUACGCGGCGGAGAUCUGCUGUGGCCUGGAGGACCUGCACCGAGAGCGCAUCGUGUACAGAGACCUGAAGCCAGAGAACAUCCUGCUGGAUGACCAAGGACACAUCCGGAUCUCAGAUCUGGGGCUGGCCGUCCACGUUCCUGAAGGAGAAGCCAUCAAAGGCCGCGUGGGAACCGUGGGAUACAUGGCCCCAGAGGUGGUCCAGAACGAGCGGUACACCUUCAGCCCCGACUGGUGGGCGCUGGGCUGCCUGCUGUACGAGAUGAUCGAGGGCCAGUCGCCGUUCCAGCAGAGGAAGAAGAAGAUCAAGAGGGAGGAGGUGGAGCGACUGGUGAAGGAGGUGGAGGAGGAGUACUCCAGCAAGUUCUCCGAGGACGCCAGGUCGCUCUGUAAGAUGCUGCUCGCCAAAGAUCCCACGGAGAGGCUGGGCUGUCAGGGAGGCGGGGCCUCAGAGGUCAAAGCCCAUCCCAUCUUCCACUCCAUCAACUUCAAGCGUCUGGAGGCCGGCAUGCUGGAGGCGCCCUUCAUCCCGGACCCUCAGGCCAUCUACUGUAAGGACGUGCUGGACAUCGAGCAGUUCUCCACCGUCAAAGGGGUGGAGCUAGAGCCCAAGGACGAGUCCUUCUACAGCAAAGUGUCCACGGGCAGCGUGUCCAUCCCCUGGCAGAACGAGAUGAUCGAUACGGAGUGUUUCCUUGAGCUGAACGUCUUCCAUCAGGACGGUGUCGUUCCCCCCGACCUGGACUGGAGGGGCCAACCGUCCCCGCCCCCCAAACAGGGGCUGCUGCAGCGGCUCUUCGGGAGGCAGGAGUGCUGUGGGAACUGCAGCGACAGCGAGGAGGAGCCCACCCGGCUGUGAUGAACUGGCGCUCGCCACCUUUUGUUUACAACUUUUGCACAACUUUUGAUGGUGGUUCCAUCGCUGGACGUCAGGAUGUAGCGCUCCAGCGAAGCCGCCGGUUUUAAACUUAUUUAAGAGUGAAACAGGAACUGCUUUCUGUGGCCGGAUCCCGGUCCGACUCCCUGCUCCGGACCCAGCCCCUGCUGUAAAGUGCCUUGCUGGAGGGCGCAGUGGCAGGACUCCCCCCUCAGUCCUCCACUUGCUGCCUUUUUUUUGCUUUUCUGUUUUUAGAACCUUUUUUGUGAGUUUUGAUGAACUACUGGAGACGAUCCCUCCGUUCAGCUUCAGAGUUUUGGGUCGGGUCUGAGCUGAACCGUUGUGCCUUUCUCUGUGUCCCAGUGGAGCGACCCAGUACCGGUCCGUACAGACCUAUGAGGCUUUAACUGAACCAGAACCAGAACUAAAGCGUGUAAAUAGUCCAGUCUGGUGUCAGAUUCAGACUCCUGACUCCUCUCAGGGUUUCUGCAGGAUCUCAGACUUUGAUCUGACUCUUCGUCCAAAGACACGCCCUCAAACCUCGGGUCUCCUGGACCCGGAGGACCCGAGGCUGACGCUGCUCCGUGGAGAGGUGGGCCGUCCGACACCGGUCCGGAUGUCAAUCUGUGGCCUGAACCCAGAACUCAGCCAGAGCGGUCCUGGCAUGUUUAGUGCAGGGAUCAGAAACUACGCAAAGCGGUGGAGAGUCAGAAACGUACCUGUGACAGGUGACCCGGCCCUCGGCAGGCAGGAGGAUGGACACCUCCUCUUCCAUGUAAGCUGUUGAGAGUUAUCUAAACACCAUGAAAUGUUUCUUAGGAAUGUCUGGAUUCCAACGGUCCGGAAUAGUUUCCUUGGAUUGUAGAAAAUGUUGUUCUUUAAAUGUUUAUCUAUUAAACUCAGCUUUAAAACUCAUCAAAA
Messenger RNA from Oryzias melastigma (Indian medaka), 2934 nucleotides. It is a transcript of the gene grk6, whose product is annotated as G protein-coupled receptor kinase 6. The record is from RefSeq and is a predicted model, not a curated record. Gene Ontology annotation, biological process: signal transduction; regulation of signal transduction; protein phosphorylation. Lineage: Eukaryota; Metazoa; Chordata; Actinopteri; Beloniformes; Adrianichthyidae. Gene Ontology annotation, molecular function: G protein-coupled receptor kinase activity; ATP binding. The transcript is spliced from 17 exons. Gene Ontology annotation, cellular component: cytoplasm; plasma membrane. Bases 268 to 1995 code for a protein of 575 amino acids.